CUUAUAAGAUGUCUACACAAAAAUCGCUCACAUCCACAGUGACGUCACCACGGACGUGGUGUCGCGAGAGUUUAGCGCGAAUGCACACGCGUUCGUUAGCCUCUUUUUCCGAGUAGCGAGGACUCUGCUUCCCUUUUUGCUCCAGACUACUUGAACUUGCAGGGAUCCUUCCCACCGGACACAUCUUGAACAUUUCUCGUCCUCUUGCCUCACAGAACCUUUGACCCCCCCCUCCGGCAAGCGUCUCCACUUUGUGACGCCAUGUCUCAGAGGUCGCAGAUGGACGGCGCUCAACAAGGCUUCGCCGCGGGUCGAGGGCUCCUUGCCGCUGCAGAGACUCUAAACUUUGGCAUGAAUCAGAUGGCGGGUGGGAAUUCUGGGGGGGGCGGUGGCAUGGAGGGCCAGGAGAGCAGCUCCCGCAUGUCCCGGGGUGGUGGCGGCCAACUUGGCAGCACCAUGAAGCUUUUUGCCAGCUUGGGGCUGUCGCCCUCAGAUCUGGAUGCUCUGGCCCAGAUUCCCGAGGAGGACAUCAGUGUGGAGACCCUGCCGAAAAUCCUCAUGCAGCUCAAGAACCGCAAAGGGGACAUGGGGCGGGGAGCAUCCGCCAUGUCCUCAAAUGAGUCCUACAGAGGCGGCGGCUGGGACAAUGAGGGCAGGAUGGGCGGGACAUCUUUGAAUCAGGGGUCUGGCCUGUCAGAUUUUGGUUUCACUUCCCGGCAGGAGGUCUCCCUCAGCCGCGGGCUAGGCUUUAAUUACGGCGGUCCCGGCCUCGGAGAUGGCGGCAGAGGGAGGUACUCCUCCGAGCUCUCGCACCAGGACUCAUACGGCAACAUGCAGGGGGCGUCUAUGUCCCAGUCUGCCUUUUUGCAGAGGAGGAGUGGCUCCCCGUCACAAGGAAAAGUUCAAGACUUCUUGGGAGUCCCGCCCCCCAUGUUUCCUCACGUGUGCUCUCUUUGCGACUUUGACGUGCAUUCCACCAUGGAGUGGAACCAGCAUACAAAUGGCCUGCGACACACGGAGAACAGGCGUUUGCUGCUCAACAUGUAUCCUGAGUGGGACCCAAAUGUGGCUUCAGGUCGAAGCAACCUCAUGGAGUCCACCAACAUGUCAGCAGGGUUGCUCGGACCGCCCCCCUCAGGGCCUGGAUCGGCAGCCGGGAUGAUGUCCAGUUGGGGAUCGGGAAUGGGAUCAGGAAUGGGUUACGGAAUGUCCGGGAACCAGUCAGGACACCAAUCCGGACCAAUCGUGAUGAGGAGCAGGGUCGUGGUGGUCAAUUAUAACAGGAAGCCCCUCAGCAACAAGACUUUGUUUGCCUUCACGGAACCUUUCGGGCGUCUGCAGGAGCACCUGGUCCUCAAUCACAAGGCCUUCUUAGAGAUGGAGCGUCAUGAGGACGCGCAGGACAUGGUCAACUACUACCAGCGGAACCCAGCUACACUCUACGGGAAGACUCUCAACUUCUACCUGUCCAAAUCGCUUAUGGUCAUUGAGAAAAACAAGCGAACGUCAGACAGGACGGGUGACGGGCAGUCCUGGGAGGGCAAGGUUGAAGGCAGUAAGGUGGUGUUCGUCUCCAACCUGCCCAGAGAAAAAGACGAGAGGGACGAACUGCUGACCAUCGCCGCUCGCUUCGGCACGGUCGAGAAACACCUCUUCUUGACCAACCAGGCGUUUAUCCAAUUGGGGACGUCAGAGGAUGCGGAGAUGAUGGUGAAGUACUACACCGUCAACCCCCUCACCAUCCGAGGACGACCAGUCGGAGUCUACAUGUGCACCAAGUACAAAACCCUCAAACUCAGCCGCAGAUUGGAAAGUGUUGCAGGGAAUGGUAGCUGGGGCGGAGCAUCAAGAAACACGUCUCAGUCUCCUUCCAGGAGCAGAGAUGAAGACAGCAGAGCCCAAUCUUCUCCGGAAGAUGAAGAGGACAAGGAAGGGGAGGAAGUGUCUGGAGUUGUGGAAUCGGAGGAGGAGCAUACAAGUGAGGCAGAUGCAAAGGAGGCGGAGCCCGAGGAAAUUGAAGACCGUGUUCAGGAGAAGGCUCCUGAUGAUAAAGAUGAUGUCACGGCGGAGACUUUGGCAGAUGUGGGCGGUGCUACCGUGCAGGCUGAGGGUGGGGAGGAGUCGGAGAAGCAGAAAACAGAACCAGAACCAGGACCAGGAAGUCCUGAGGAACAUGAGCCUGAGCAGGAUGACAACUUCCUGGAGAACAUGGAUGAGUUUGUGACGCUGGACGAACUCGCUGAUGAUGAGGAGCAACUGGCCGGAAACGAAGGACCGCAGUCUGAGGGCAUCGACACGUCAAGGAGAGGGGGGAUGAGGGUGGUCAACGUGGUGGGUUUCAGACGAGGAUACAACUUCCUGAAUGAGUUGUUGGGACUGGCCAAACCUUUUGGGAAGUUGGUGAGGCAUCUGGUUUUGGACCGGAAACCCGAGGCCUACCUUCAGUUCGCCACAGAACAAGAAGCGCUGGCGAUGGUCAAGUUCUACAACAGUAACGUUUCUGCGUCCGUGUGCGGGCGCCCGGUGAGGGUCAACCACUCCAUGACGUACCCGACCAUCAAGAUGCAGGUCAGCCCCUCUUCUCGAACGCCAACCUUGUUGGCGGUGGACCGACCUGACUUCCCGUUCUCGCAGCGCAACGCCAGCCGGGUGGUGUACGUGGGUCAGCUGCCCAACGGCAAAUAUUCUGACAAGGACAUCUUCCAACUGGCUGAGCCCUUCGGCAAAGUCCGAAAGUUUUUCCUUAACCGGUUCAAGAGAGAGUGUUUUCUGGAGAUGGAGAGGGCGGAGGACGCGUGUGAAAUGGCAGAAGCUUACACAUCCAACCAACCAAAGCUGAAUGACAGACGACUGCUGGUGUACGUGAGCAGGAAGUACACGCACCUCAAACAUGGACAUCCAUGUCCCAGCAAGAGGGAUAAGAGUAGCUCGCCUUCGAGGUCAGCCAAACAUCCCGAAGAAGAACCUCCGGUCAAGAAAGCCAGGAAAGAGGAAGAGGAGCAAAUGAAACCUCAAGAGGAGGCGGCGGUCAAGGAGGAUGUUGAGCCAUUGAAACAGCAAGAGGAGGCGGUCAAGGAUGAUGAGCCAAUGAAACCUCAAGAGGAGGCGGCGGUCAAGGACGUUGAGCCAAUGAAACAGCAAGAGGAGGAGGCGGUCAAGGACGGUAAGCAAGAGGAGGAGGCGGUCAGGGACGUCGAGCCAAUGAAAGAGCAAGAGGAGGAGGAGGUGGUCAAGGACGAUGAACAAAUGAAAGAGCAAGAGGUGGAGGUCAGGGAGGAUGAUGAGCCAAUGACACCUCAAGAGGAGACAUCCGUCACAGACAAAAAAGAGCAACUGGAAUCCCAGGAUGACGAGGCACUCAUGGAGGAAACGGAGCACAUGAAACCUCAAGAGGCGGCGGCAGUCAAGGAUGAAGAGGAGCAAAUAAAACCUCCGGCAGAGCAGGAGGAAACGAGACCUCUGGAUGUAGAGGAGAAAGAAGUCGACAUAACACAGAAGGUUCCAGAUGUUCCACACCAGAACCAGAAACUGACCGAGGAGAAAGAGGUCGCCAUAGAGAAUUCUGCCAGCCAGACCGCCCCGCCAGCUGAAGCCAACCCGCACGCCGCGUCUCUACCGCUGCCGCCGUUUGACGCCAACAGACCAAUCGGGGUGGAACAGGUGAAGAUGGGCUACUACUGCCGCGUCUGUCUCCUUUUCUACUCCAACGAGGAGACGGCCAAGAAUACGCACUGCCGCAGCCGGACGCACUACUACAAGCUUCAGAGACAUCUGGAGAAGGAAAAAAGCAAGCAGGAGAAGAAACAAGCCAAGACGUCUGCGUGACCUCGUCUUCAAACCAACAAGUCGACUUUUGUUCAUACUUAUCUUAUUUACUGAUUUAGACUUUGCUUUAUCACAAAUAUAGCGACGUAUGUUGUUGUCCUGCUAGCAGUGAUGUGAUCUAGUCGCACUUCCCAUCUAUCUAAAUGUGAACGAUAGGCGGAGGAGUCAGCAAUAUUCAGCGUUAGUGAUUUAUGUUGGAAUGUUUUUCAAAAAUAAAUGUUUUACUCUUAAA
Messenger RNA from Nerophis lumbriciformis (worm pipefish), 4057 nucleotides. RefSeq names its product matrin 3-like 1.2 (gene matr3l1.2). The record is from RefSeq and is a predicted model, not a curated record. Lineage: Eukaryota; Metazoa; Chordata; Actinopteri; Syngnathiformes; Syngnathidae. Gene Ontology annotation, cellular component: nucleus. Gene Ontology annotation, molecular function: zinc ion binding; RNA binding.